Linum trigynum is the source of this 546-nucleotide messenger RNA. The record is from the annotation of a GenBank genome assembly. Lineage: Eukaryota; Viridiplantae; Streptophyta; Magnoliopsida; Malpighiales; Linaceae.
AUGGCUUCGAGUAAGAAUUUCGAAAUCCGGAAAAGGGAAGUGAUCGGCUUCCUGAAAUCCAUCGUGGAAAUUGUGUGUCCUGAAUCAGUUUCCCGCGCCGAUUUGAUCGUAUUAGCAGCUCGCGAAGCCGUUGCGUUAUCCGGAGGCCCAUGGAUUUCAGUACCGUUAGGAAGGGAAGAUUCGCCUCUUACGGCGAGCUACGAGCUCGCAGAUGCUCUGCUUCCGUCCCCGGCGAUCGGCGUCGACGGGAUGCUGAAACUCUUUGGUCGGAUUGGGUUGACCGUUGAAGAAUCCGUGGCUAUUAUGGGUCCCACUCGCUGGGGUGACUCACUGUGCGAACAUCCCGAUCCGCGAAACCGGGUCCGGGUCGAUCUGCCCGCCGCCGGGAGGCUCGUUGUUGUCGUCGUCGCUGUCGAAUUCGAGCUUCGUGCAGAACGAUCCUACGGCCGUGGUCAUUACGGCCGUGUACAAUCAUGUCACUCGUUGUUGUUGCGUAACAUAGAUUUAACGUUUAAUCUAAUUAUUUUCAAUAAUUUCAACCGUUGA